UGAGUAAUGAAAACUGAAGGGUAAUCUCUGGGCUGAUUCUUGUUGGACAAGCAGGGGAAAGGUUGAACUCUUUUUGUUCUGUAACAGCAGACAAGACAGAACGUCUAAAGAGGCGACAUUAUCACUCUUCCAGAUGAGCUUGAGAGGACCAAUGUGGAAGACGUCUCCAGAAGAUUAUUUAGAAUCUGAAGUUAAACUCUAGAACAAUACAGAUCAACUGCAGGUUUGUGUGACUUGUCCACAAGAAUUAAAACUUAAAAUCUUUAUAGCUUUGAGAAUCAGCCAGUGUUUGUGUUCUGCGGUGUUGUGAAAGAAAGGCAUCUCCUCUAUUUGCUGCCGGUCAAGUGGAAUGGAAGAAACAUGUCUGCUGCUCUAGAGAAAUAUUGUGGUUCAGUUUUUUGGAAUUCCUCAUACCUGCAGCGUCCAGACCCUGAUUUGCCGGUGUGUGUUGAGAAGACUGUGCUGGUGUGGCUUCCAUUAGGUUUUCUGUGGCUUUGUGCUCCAUGGCACUUGGCUAGUCUGUGUAAGAAAUCAGCCAAAGCUCCACUCUCAAAACUCUACAUCUGCAAACAGAUUUUGGUUGGCCUCCUGUUUCUGACAGCGAUAGCAGAGCUCGCUCUUACUCUUGGUGAAGAUUAUGGACCAUCAAGUGAUUCCACCAUUCAAAAAAAUCCAGCAGUGCUUUAUACGAAUCCUGUUCUGUUUGCAGUUUCAUGGAUCGUUGUUAUGCAGUGCCAAGAGUCUGUGCGGCACAGAACGACAGCGGUGGACUCCGGCAGCCUCUUCCUGUUCUGGCUGCUUCUAGUGGUGUGUCAGGUCUUCCAAUUUCAGACUUUACUGAGGGAUGCAUUGAGCCAGGAGGAGAUAGCUGAUCUUCCACGGUUCUGCCUGUUCUACAUAAGCUAUGGACUGCAACUGAUCGCAUUUGUUUUAUCAGCCAUUGCUGAUGUUUCACCUGAAGUUAAAAAACUUUUAAAAAAGAAUCCCGAAGCUACAGCAACUUUCCUCAGUAGAAUCACCUUUAACUGGUUUAACAGCAUGGUCUUCAAAGGUUAUAAGAGGCCUCUGGUUCAGGAGGACAUGUGGGAUCUGAAUGAGAAAGAUUCCACUCAUUCUAUCUGUCAGCAAUUUGAGGAGGUUAUGAGCAAAGAACUGAAAAAAUCUCACAGUGUCCUACAGAAGAAAAAAUCAAAACGAAGGACUGAUCAUCAUCAGAAUGGCUUAGCCAAAGGAGUCAGUCAGGAUGUUCUAGUUAUGGAGGAGACUGGAAAAAAUGCCGAAAAAAACAAGAAAAAGAAAGAGAAAAAGGUUUCUGAAUCAGACUAUCCACAUUCCUGGCUGGUUCCUACCAUUGGUAAAACAUUCAAAGGUGUGCUUAUUAAGUCAGCCCUCUUCAAAUUGAUGCAAGAUCUUCUAUCAUUCGCCAGCCCACAACUUCUCAAGUUAAUGAUAUCCUUCACUCAGGACAAAACAAUUCAUGCAUGGAUGGGCUACUUGUAUGCAGUUCUGCUUGUGUUGGUGGCUUUUUUACAGUCUGUAUUUCUACAACAGUAUUUCCAGCGAUGUUUUGUCCUGGGUAUGAAAGUACGCACAGCUAUCAUGGCUGCUGUUUACAAGAAGGCAUUAGUUGUUUCCAAUGACUCUAAAAAAGAGUCAACUGUUGGAGAGAUUGUCAACCUGAUGUCAGCAGAUGCCCAGAGGUUUAAUGAUGUCACCAACUUCAUCCACUUGCUAUGGUCAUGUCCACUGCAGAUCAUUUUGGCCAUAGCUUUCCUCUGGAUUGAACUGGGUCCAUCAGUCUUAGCGGGUCUGUUAGUCAUGGUGCUGAUGGUGCCCAUUAAUGGUUGGCUGGCAACCAAGUCCAGGGGCUUCCAGAUGGAAAACAUGAAAUUUAAAGACAAGCGCAUGAAAAUCAUGAAUGACAUACUGAACGGAAUAAAAAUUCUGAAGUUUUAUGCCUGGGAGACGUCUUUUGAGGAUCAGGUUCUGGGGAUUCGAGAACAGGAGUUGAAGGUGAUGAGGAAAUUUGCCUACCUCUCAUCUGUCUCCACCUUCAUAUUUGCAUGUGCUCCAGCUAUUGUGUCUCUGGCAACCUUUGCUGUAUUUGUGUCUGUGAGUUCUGACAACAUUUUGGAUGCAGAGAAAGCUUUUACCUCCAUCUCACUCUUCAAUAUCUUGCGUUUUCCACUGGCCAUGCUUCCACAGUUGAUUUCUAUAAUGGUUCAGACUAGUGUAUCUAAGAAAAGACUCGAGAAAUUUCUGGGUGGAGAUGAUCUGGACACAAUGGCAGUUUCACGUGACAACAGUUACAGUGCGGCAGUGAGCAUGACUGAUGGCACGUUUGCCUGGGAAAGAGACAGUGAGCCAGUCCUGAAAAAUCUAUUUCUGGACAUUAAUGCGGGUCGUCUGGUGGCAGUGGUUGGGGCUGUGGGGUCGGGCAAGUCAUCGCUGAUAUCAGCUCUACUGGGAGAAAUGCACAACCUCAAGGGUCACAUUAAUAUCAAAGGGUCUGUGGCAUAUGUGCCUCAGCAGGCAUGGAUACAGAAUGCUACACUAAAAAACAACAUCCUGUUUGGCUCUCAUCUGGAUGAGAAACGAUACCAGGCUGUAGUGGAUGCGUGUGCCCUCCGACCAGACCUGGAUCUUCUGCCAGGAGGAGAUCAGACUGAGAUCGGAGAAAAGGGCAUCAAUCUGAGUGGGGGACAGAAACAGAGAGUGAGUCUGGCCAGGGCGACUUACAGUUCAGCAGAUGUGUACCUUCUAGAUGACCCGCUGUCUGCUGUAGACUCACAUGUGGGAAAACAUCUGUUUGAGAGGGUGAUUGGGCCCAAUGGACUGCUCAAAGAUAAGACUCGUAUCCUGGUAACACAUGGAGUUAGCUUCUUGCCGUAUGUAGAUGAGAUUGUUGUGUUGGUGGAUGGGGUUGUAUCUGAGAUAGGAUCAUACAGCAGUCUUCGAGCCAGCAAAGGAGCUUUCUAUGAAUUCCUGGAAACUUAUGCUAAAGAGGAAAGCAGCAAAGCUGAUGACAGGAAAGCUAUGGAGUCAGACUAUGAAGAGAUCGACACACUGCCGGAGAGUUUGGAGCCACAGGCUGACAGUUCUCCUGAUGAUGUCAUCUCAAGCACACUAAAGAGAGAAAAUAGCUUGCGCUACAGCCAGCGUCACACUCAGCACAAUGGAAGUGUGAGACUGAGGAAAAAUAGCUCUCUCAGAGGUAAAAAAGACUCCAAUGACAAGACGGGACAGCGACUGAUUGAGAAGGAGGCGAUGGAGACAGGAAAGGUGAAGUUUUCAGUGUAUCUCCAGUAUCUGAGGGCUAUGGGCUGGUGUUAUGCCACCUGGAGUUUCCUAGUCUACUUUAUUCAGAAUGUGGCCUUCAUUGGUCAAAAUCUGUGGCUCAGUGACUGGACCAAUGAUGCUGUUAAAUAUUUCAACACAACCUACCCGUCUCAUGUUAGAGACACCAGAAUAGGUGUCUUUGGAGCCCUCGGAAUAGCACAAGGUUUCCUUGUGUUUAUAGGGACAAUACUCCUUGCUGAUGGAUCAAUUUCUGCAUCUAGGUCUCUACACACACGUCUGCUGUCUAAUAUUCUGAGAGUACCCAUGGUAUUUUUUGAUACCACACCUUCAGGACGGAUAGUCAACCGCUUUGCUAAGGAUAUAUUUACUGUGGAUGAGAUGAUCCCCAUGUCCUUCAAAUCCUGGGUCCUCUGUCUUCUUGGAGUUUUAGGAACCUUGUUUGUGAUCUGUCUGGCCACCCCAUUCUUCACUGUAGUUGUUGUACCAAUGGCUGUUAUCUAUUACUUUGUGCAGAGGUUCUAUGUUGCCACGUCCAGGCAGCUCAGACGAUUGGACUCUGUGUCUCGAUCUCCCAUCUACUCACACUUUGGAGAAACAGUAUCAGGCCUCUCUGUGAUCAGGGCAUAUGGGCACCAGCAGCGUUUCUUAAAGCAAAAUGAAGACACCAUUGAUGAGAAUCUUAAAAGUGUCUAUCCUUGGAUUGUUUCUAAUAGAUGGUUGGCCAUGCGGUUGGAGUCUCUGGGGAAUCUGGUGGUGUUUUUUUCAGCGAUAUUUGCUGUAAUCUCUCGUGACUCUUUGGAUAGUGGACUGGUUGGAUUGUCCAUCUCGUAUGCCUUAAAUGUGACUCAGACUUUGAACUGGCUUGUGAGAAUGACAUCAGAAUUGGAGACCAAUAUUGUUGCAGUGGAGAGAGUGAGCGAGUACACAGAGAUAAAAAAUGAGGCUCAGUGGUUCACAGAGAAUCGUGCUCCUGAAGGCUGGCCAACCGCUGGGAAAAUUUGCUUUGAAAACUACAAGGUUCGCUACCGCCCCGAAUUGGAGCUCAUUCUCCAUGGAAUCACAUGUGACAUUGACAGCACUGAGAAGAUUGGCAUUGUUGGUAGAACUGGCGCAGGCAAAUCUAGUCUGACCAACUGUUUGUUUCGCAUUAUCGAGGCUGCAGAAGGUCGAAUCCUUAUUGAUGGUAUUGACAUCUCAACGUUGGGGAUCCAUGAUCUCAGGAGCAGACUUACCAUCAUUCCACAGGACCCAGUGCUCUUCUCGGGAACUCUGCGGAUUAAUUUGGACCCAUUUGAGAAGUUUAGUGAUGAGGAGAUUUGGAAGGUUCUGGAGUUGGCUCAUCUGAAGGAUUAUGUGGGGGGUUUGCCAUCAGGACUUCAACAUGAGGUCUCAGAGGGGGGUGAGAAUUUAAGUCUUGGACAGAGACAGCUGCUUUGUCUAGCCCGGGCCCUGCUCAGGAAAUCCCGUAUACUCAUCCUGGAUGAAGCCACAGCAGCCGUGGAUUUGGAGACAGAUGAUCUCAUCCAGAGCACCAUCCGCAGAGAGUUUUCCCAUUGUACUGUGCUUACAAUCGCACAUCGCCUGAACACCAUUUUGGACAGCUCACGGGUAAUGGUCCUGGAUUCUGGUAAAAUUGUGGAGUUUGAUUCACCCAGUGCAUUGAUGAACCAAAAGGGGCAUUUCUAUUCAAUGGCUAAGGAUGCUGGAAUCUCAGCAAAAGAGUACACUGCAUUAUGAACAUGGAUGUAGUUCUCUAUUCUAAACCCAUGACAUAAAGUUUAUGUUCCUAUUUUAAAGCUAUUUACAAGUAUACAGGAGCAAAAAUGAUAAAAUGUUUAAGAAUUACAUUACUGUUUCUCUUGCAAGUGAUGUUUAGAUAAUAACUUGCUCUGUGUUAAGACAUUAUAAAUGUAAUCUGUGUAUUUUCUUUUCUAUACUGAUGUGUUGUUUGUUAGACAUGGAUUUGUGUUGUGGCAAUAAAGUCAGUCAAGUUUGUAUGUACAG
Myxocyprinus asiaticus (Chinese sucker) is the source of this 5304-nucleotide messenger RNA. RefSeq names its product ATP-binding cassette, sub-family C (CFTR/MRP), member 2 (gene abcc2). Lineage: Eukaryota; Metazoa; Chordata; Actinopteri; Cypriniformes; Catostomidae. The record is from RefSeq and is a predicted model, not a curated record. Gene Ontology annotation, molecular function: ATP binding; ATP hydrolysis activity; ABC-type transporter activity. Gene Ontology annotation, cellular component: apical plasma membrane. Gene Ontology annotation, biological process: transmembrane transport. The transcript has 32 exons. The coding region runs from base 361 to 5037 and encodes 1558 amino acids.